Molecule: messenger RNA, 4092 nt
Organism: Tetrahymena thermophila SB210
Lineage: Eukaryota; Ciliophora; Oligohymenophorea; Hymenostomatida; Tetrahymenidae
Exons: 6
Source: RefSeq, a predicted model, not a curated record
AUGAGAACUUCAUAAUUAUUACAAGUUUUAAUAUCAAUUCUAAAAUAAAAUUUAAGAAUUGAAUUUAUAAUUAAGCUAUUACUUCUUAGUUAGGUAUGUUGUCAGGAUAAUUUAAUGCAAGGUUAGAGCUGUGAUAAAAACAUAAUUUAAUAAUUGGUAUUGUAGAAUAUUUAGUAUAAGUGUAGUUUGACAGAAAUUAUAGUUGAAAAUUAAGAAGAGAUUAAAUUAGAUUUGGAAUUAAGAGAUUUAUAGAUCUUCUCUUAAUUGUUAAUUUCAAAUAUCAAAAAUGUUUAUAUUAAUAAUCUAAUUUUGGAAAAUUUAAUUACGAAAUAACAUAAAGAUAAUUUUAGUUUGAUAAAAUUUCUCUAAAUAGAAAACUUAAGUAUUUAAUUUUUAAGCAUUUCUAAUUCUUUUUAAAAUAAAAUGGCUUUAAUUAAAGCUGAGGAUAUUAAAAAUAUGUAAGUAAACUAAUUUACUUUAAGUAAUUUAAGUCUAGAGAGAAGUCUCUCCCUGGUUUCUGAAAAUUUAGCAAUCAACUAGAUGAUUUUACUCAAUACUAUUGUUUGUGAAUUUUAUUUAUGUGGUGAAUAAAAUCUAACUAUUAAUGAUAUUUAUGUUCGAUUUGAUGAUUAAUAAUUAUUGGAGGACUAUCAGUGCUUUCAAGAAUAUUCAACAUUUAAUGAAAUUAAUAUUCAAAAUAUAUUUUUUGAUAUAAAUAAAAUAGGAUUUCCUACAGAAGUGAUAAAAUUUGCUAAUAUUUAUAAAGAACAAAGUACUUCUGAAGGCAAAAUUAAUAUUAAUUAAAUCUACUAUAAAUCAGAGCAACAAUAAUAGUCAAUUUAUACGAUUAUUUUAUAGCUAGGUAAGUAAAAUAAUGAAAAUGUCCACAUAAAUAUACAAAAAAUAAUAUAUAAAUAAAAAGAAAGUAAUGUUCCUUUGUAGAUUUAUGCCUAAGAGAUAAAGAGUAUUUUUAUUUCUGAAAUUAUUUUAGAUGGAUUUGGCUAAGAGUUAUAAUAUAGUACAUGCACUUAUUUUAUGAAAAUAGCUCAUAUUAGAUAUUUUUAUGUCGGCUCUAUUGUUUUUAGCUCUAAUAAUAACAUUAACGGUAUCAUCUUAUCAGGGGAAGAUAUUCAAAAUUUAGAAAUAUUUAGAAUUGAAAUAAAAACUUAAGUUUUAUUUAGCUAAAAUGUUAUUGAUUUAAAUACUUGUACUUCUUUUAUGAUAUUAAAUCUUAUAGCCUAAGAUGAUAUAUUUAGAGGAUAUUUAAUUAACGCUUAUAGUACUUCAUCUUUAAAAUUUGUAGAUUUUAAUCUAUAAAAUAUACAAUUUAAUUAAAAAUCAAUAUUUAAUUUAGUAGGUGUUAAAUCCGCUUUUUUUUAAUAUUUUUAAAUUGAUAAAAUAUAGCCUAAAAUAUUCCAAACUGCUGUUUUUAAUAUUGAAUUGUAAUAAUUGAAUUAUGAUACAUUAUAAACUAUUUAUCGUAAUGUCUAAGCAGAUUUACAAUCUAAUCAAAAUUUACAAUUGCUUGUUUUAAAUGGAUUAAAUUAUUAAGUUCUCAUAACAGAAUCAUAAAUUAUGAAUGGAUCUUCUACUAAUUUUGGUGGAUGUAUAAAUUUAAUUUAAUCUUCUCAGAUUCUAUCAUAAUUAAUUAUUUAUAAUUCUAAAUUCAAAAAUUGUAAAAGCAAAUACUCUGGUGGAGCUAUUGCAGGUAUUAGAUAAUUAGAAAUAAAGAAUUCAAGUUUUGAACAAUGUAGUAGCUAAAUAGGUGGUGCUCUAUAUAUGACAACAAACAUUAAUUUAGAUAAUAGUUAUUUUUUAUAAAAUAAAGGUUAUUUAUCAGCAAACAAUUACAAUAAAAAUAUCAUCGAUCUUAAAAUAGGCGAAGUAUUUGAAAUAGUUGAUAUUACUAAAGAUUAUCAACUUAUUUAAACUGAUAAAUUUUUAUAUCCUGGUUUAACGUACAUGAUAAAAAUUUCAAUAGAAACAGAAGAUUUGAAGUAGAAUGCGCUGAGUAACCAAUACUAUUUUGGUAAUAUCUUUGACCUUUUAAUUGAUCCUUCUAACAAUUUUAUAUCUGUAACACCUCCUUAGUUGUUAAACGUAAACUUUCCUUUCCUUUUGUGGUAUGCAUUCGAUAUUGAAUUCGAUGGCUAAUAAACUAUAGACUUUGAAAAAAUAAAUAUAAAUUUUGUUUUAAAUUAUAAUUUAAAAACCAACCAAUACAAAAUAUACAAUGGUUGUAAAAAACAAGGAAUGGAAUAAUUUUUCUUGGAUGGUUAGAGAACUUAGUAAUUUAUUUGUAAAUACUGCGAUUUUAUGAGAGCAGGCUAUGAUGGAGUGUGUUAAAAUUGUUAAACUGACUAUUUUUCAUCAUGCUAUGGAAACUAUUCAAUGUUAAAGUCAGGUUAUUGGAGAUCUAAUUACACUGUUGAAUCUUCAGAUAUUCUUUAUUGUUCAAAUAAUCCACUGAGCUGUUAAGGAGGUAGUGGAAUAGGAAAUAAUUUAUGUUAUGAAGGUCAUGUAGGAGUUUAGUGUUUAGAUUGUGAUAUAAAUGGAAAUUAUUGGUAGGAUAAAUAUUCUUAGUUAUAAAGCUUUCCUGAAACCUAGUUUAAAUUUGCUAACAUUUGCCAAAGAUCCCCUGAAAAACCAACAUAAAUUAAAAUAAAUAAAAUUUAAUAUCAAUCUUAUUUUUCAUAAAUGAGUUCUUUAAUCAUAAUGUUAAAGCUAGAUAAAGGUGGUCUUAUGUAAAUAUUAUUUGAGAAAUUUAAUAGUAUCUCUAUAUAAGAAGUUAUUGUUGAAGGAUUCUUUGGAUUGAUGAAAAAUAGUAACUACAUUAGUUUUCUGAGUGCUACUAACAUCGAUUACUUUUAUAUUAAUUCUAUUGCAAUUUAGCAAAGUAAUCAAAUUGAUGGUAUUAUCUUAAUGGGAUAAGAAAUAUAAACAUUAUUAAUAUAAAAACUUGAAAUAUAACCCUCAGCAUUCUUUUCUUAAAAUGUCAUAGACUUAAAAAAUUAUAAUUCUUAAGUAAUGAAUGGCUCUUCUAUUAAUUUUGGCGGUUGCAUAAAUUUAAUUUCAACAACUGUUUUUACAUAAUCACAAUUAAUUAUAUCAAAUUCCAAAUUCAAAAAUUGUAAAAGUAAAUACUCAGGAGGAGCUAUUUCAGGUAUUAAAUAAUUAGAAAUAAAAAAUUCAAGUUUUGAAUAAUGUAGUAGCUAAAUAGGUGGUGCUUUUUAUAUGGCAUAACAUAACGAAACCCCUUUCGAUAAAAGCUUUUUCAUACAAAAUAAAGGGUAUUUAGUAGCAAAUAAUUACAAUUAACAAACUGUAAAUUUUUAAAUAGAUGAAAUUUAUGAAGUAAUUGAUGUAAAUGAUAACAAUUAACUUAUUAAAAUUGACAAAAUUUUAUAUCCUGGAUUGACGUACUUAAUAAAGAUAUCAAUAAAAGCAGAAGGUGAAUGGUAAAAUACAUUCAAUAACACUAAUAAUUUUGGAAAUAUUUAUGACCUUUUAAUUCAUCCAUCUAAUAAUUUUUUAUCUUUAACUCCUCCAUAACUAUUAAAAAUUAACUUUCCUUUCCUCUUGUGGUAUGCAUUUGAUAUUCCAUUUAAUGAAAAAUAAAUUAUAAACUUUGAACCAAUAAACAUCAAUUUUGUUUUAUAAUCCACCAUAUAAACUUAAGAAUACUAAAUAUAUAAUGGAUGUAAAGAAUAAGGAAUGGAAUAAGUUUUCUUAGAUAAUAAAAAAAAUUAGCAAUAUAUUUGUAAAUAUUGUGAUUAAAUGAAAGCUAGUUAUGAAGGAGUAUGUGAAAAUUGUUAAACUGAUUAUUUCUCCUUAUGCUAUGGAAACUAUUCAAUGCUAAAAUAAUCUUAUUGGAGAUCUAAAUAUACAGUUGACCCUUCUGAUAUUUAUUUUUGCUCAAAUAAUCCACAGAGUUGCUAAGGAGUGGUAUUGGAAAUGAAUUAUGUUAUGAAGGUCAUAUAGGAGCAUAGUGUUUAAAUUGUGAUAUAAAUGGAAACUAUUGGUAAGAAAAAUAUUCUUUGGUAGGCUUUUUCUAAUGCGUUAAAUGUAGCUCUAUUUCAUCUAAUACAAUGA